UCCGCGCGCGUAGUAACGACUCGUUCGCUGUCUCGUAAAUAGAGUAGUACUAGUUAGUACGGUGGUGAUUUUCGGCUCGAACGGACGUCGGUCGGCAACUAGUAGUGGCUCAGUGAAACAUCGAACGGAACCAAUCCCCUUCAACGGGAAAACCGAAGCCGCUCGCAGUCAGUGUUGUAUAUCAUCACUGGCAUUUAAUUGAUCUAUUUUUAAUAUCAUUCGUCGUUCCCCACGCGUUUUCCGCGCCAUCGUCGUGCCGUGGCGGUCGAUGACUACUAGAUUUCCACCAUCAUCAUCACCACCCCCAACGCAAUAUAACGGGAUAUCGGUUUUUUCUUUGAGUGACGACGCAGCAACCCGGUUAGGGAACAAAUCUCGCGGGAAGCGUGAAGAUCUAGAGUGACAUGGUAUUUUCCAACCACAGUAACGCUGCCUUCUUACCACUAGACAGUGACCAAGGUGUAACUUUUUACAAAAACGAGAACUUGCUGUUCGCGCCACCACCACCAGUAGGAGCAGCUUCCCCCACCGCGCUGGUUUGCCGACGGAACACCCCAGUUGCAGCAAUGCUGUCCACUUCAACCGGAAGUAACCCUUUCAGUGGCCAGCCGCUGCUCCACGGGCCCCGGCAGCACCAUGGAAACAACGUUUGUGAUGACUUCCAACCGGUGGCCCAUCUUAGCUCCAACGGUUACUACGGAUACGUGCCGCCGGCCAACUUGAUGCCCACCAAGGUGAUGUCAACAGUAGAGCAGGCGGCGGCGGUAACGCCCCCCGUUGUCAACGGUAAUGGUGUGGGUAUCUUAUUGGAUUCGAUCCAUCCGGUAACCGCCGCCGCCGCCACCGACGAUUCUUAUUCGAUGAUGAUGGACUGCGGCGGUGGUGGUGGAGGUGGUGCCGGGAUUGCCCAAGUGGAAAACUACCACCAACAGCAACAACAUUUACGAAAGCGAAAAGAGUACAGCGAUGUAGUGGAAGCCAACUGCAAACGGCGGAAGACUUGGCUGGAGCAACCGCACGAUGCAGGUUUUGUGAACUCGCCCAGUUGGAACCAACCAUCUAACAAUCAAAUGGACUGCCAGGACCAACCCAUGGACACAUUUUCGUCUCAACAGAACCAGUUCCAGCAUCAAUCACCCAUCACCAUGAACGCAUCAACCACUAUCGCCUUCAACGGUUUCCAGCACCAGAAUCAUCAUCAUCUAGGGCAGCAUUUGCAGCAACAGCAGCAGUCAACUUUGAUCUCAACUCCACCGAUGCCAGAAACACCACCGCAGCAGCACACCAUCCUGCAGCCGAAAAAUCGUUUGUUCCACCAUGCUAGUUCGCCUUCUCCUAAUAUGGCCCGACUAGGGUCCAGUGAACACCCCCCGACCCACCAGCAGCUUCAUCAUCACCGCUGCCCCACUUUCAACGGUGGGGCAAACGACUGCCAACAGUUGGAAGAUCUGUUCAUCAGCUUACAUGGGUCCGGGUUCUAUCUGGCGUGUUGAGUUGGGGAACCAUAUCCACGGUGUGGGGACAUUUCCUUGUGUGAACAACUGACACACUAACCGAUUCAUUGUGGUACCUACUUACGUAUUGAAGUAACACGUUUUUUUCCUGAUUAGUAUGUAAAUUUUUUUUUUUGCUCAUAAGAUUAAGUUUUAGACUAACACCGACGAUUAUCUCGCUUUUUGUCGUUCGACGCUCUAUAGUUCAAAUUGUUGUACCUUCAUCCUUCUUUUGACCAACGAAAAACGGUAACGACCUUGUUUUUCUAGUUUAUAAUCCUAGUUUUAGUUUUUUUCCUUCAUGGACCUGUGUGCAAAUAACUAGUAAGAAAUUGAUACAAUCAUAGAUAAAUUUUAGUUAUCUAGCAAUGAAACGAUUGAAAAUUAAAGAACAAAAUGGGACACAAUUCGUCAAAUUGUAACUAACACAAUCAUAUCUUGAGAAAGAGUGCUGGAAGUGAUAGGUUUAGUAAUAAGUAAUUGAAGUGAGCGUUUUUAGAAAUAAAUGAUAAGUCGUCUGUGAAAAUCGCAACUUAAUAUUUUUAAAAGUUUGAAUAAAGAUAAUAUUUUUCUUGGAUUA
Messenger RNA from Aedes albopictus (Asian tiger mosquito), 2073 nucleotides. RefSeq lists its product as uncharacterized. Bases 405 to 1493 code for a protein of 362 amino acids. The transcript is spliced from 3 exons. Lineage: Eukaryota; Metazoa; Arthropoda; Insecta; Diptera; Culicidae. The record is from RefSeq and is a predicted model, not a curated record.